Hyaloscypha bicolor E is the source of this 1514-nucleotide messenger RNA. RefSeq lists its product as uncharacterized. The transcript has 2 exons. Lineage: Eukaryota; Fungi; Ascomycota; Leotiomycetes; Helotiales; Hyaloscyphaceae. The record is from RefSeq and is a predicted model, not a curated record. Bases 194 to 1039 code for a protein of 281 amino acids.
AGUCGAGUUACAUUCGAGAACGAGGUGGGGACAGUGCUCUAGGUCCCUAAUCUUAAAUACUAGGUGCCUUUCGCCGCACUCCCGCUCUUUCGUUUUCCCCUCUUGCUCUUCCACUUCGAGGCUCGGCACCAAGCGCUGUCCAUUUUCAGCCUGAUUCCACAAAAGUUUUGAACUCUUUUAAUUGUCUAAUAAGAUGUCUCUCCAUCUUCGCCUCAUUGCAGUUCUUGCAAUCGUCUCUUCUCAAAUUCAGUAUGGUCAGGCUUUACUUAAUAACUGCUUCGAUGUCACAGGCGCCCAAAACUUCGACCGUUUCGCAUGCCAACCGAACGCAGCACAAAGUGCUUGUUGCUACGCCGGGGAUCUGUGUUAUAGCAGUGGACUUUGCGCUCCUGGUCCGACGACAAAAACGGGCUACACGCCCUUCUACGUGGAUGGCUGCACUAAUUCCUCGUUCUCCGCUCCUGCUUGCGUCCCAAACUGUGUUAAAAGUACCGGAAACGGUCUCCAAACGUGUCAGAGCCUUGGUCCCAAUCAUUUCUGCUGCUACGGCCUCAAUGGCUGCAAUUGUUCAGAUCCAUCUGCGGUCUUCACCCUGAACUUAGGAACGGUUGUUACGACCAUAGAUCCCUCCGCAACUUACACAGCUAGCGUCAGCAGUUCAACCAGCAGCUCGCUAGCUACCACGACAUCCUCAUCUUCCCCAACGGGAACGUCCGCGACCACUACCCCCAGCCCAGCACCAACCCACGGUGUCGCCAUCGGGGUUGGAGUUGGUGUUGGCAUCGUAGGCGUAGCUGCGUUCGCGGGACUAGGCUACUUUUUCUUCCGUCGUCGACAAUCGAAAUCGAAGGCCUCGGAGUUGUCAGCCGGGCCAGGUUCUCAACCUCCGCCGUUUCAGGAAUACUAUAACCCGCCAGGGGGGCAGAAGCCGCAAGGAGGAUACCAACAGCAAGAAUACCCGCAAACGCCGAUGACCGAGUUACCGGAGGGUAGACAUUACCAGCCUGUGGGAGAGUUGCCGGGUCAUGGGAAUUACUGAGCGUAUCGUUGUUUGGCGUUGUUUGCUAAACGGAGCCAGAAACAUAGAGGAAGAGAUGGACACCUUUAGAAACGUCGACCGAAUUGAAUACGAUUCUUGUGGGAAGGGAGGAUUUGAGGCUUAGGAGCUUCGCGUCGGCCGUCACUGAUUAGAAGUCCGAGAGAAGGAAACGCAAAGAGGAAAGCGAAGGAAGGCCGAGAGAGAGCGUCGAAAGACAUCAGGGUCUUGGCGGAGACAUUGUGCAUUAGUGGCGGAAGCUUCGAAAUAAGCUUUCUUGGCACGUUGAGGGGCGAGGGAGGGCGUAUAAUUUGAUAUACCCUCUCCACCCGCUGCAUUAAGCUAACUAAUAGAUUAAUCGUGAUUUCUUUGAGAUCCCUAUAGCGACUUUCGGGGCACGCAUAGCUAUUCUAUAGCGUAUAUAAUUUACUACUGAAAUUUAGCACAUGCCUUACUAAGUUCUGGCGUAUUAUGCCCC